AUGAAUGACUCUUUCGUAGGCAAAUAUUAUCUUGUUGACGCUGGCUUCCCAUCGGUUUCAGGUUUUCUUGCACCAUACCAUAGGACUCGUUAUCAUCGUAGAGAUAUUGAAGGUCAACGUCCUGAAAGUAGUAAGGAGUUGUUCAAUUUUCGACAUUCAUCUCUACGUAAUGUUAUUGAGCGUACAAUUGGUUUGCUGAAAAAAAGAUUUGCAUAUUUGAGACAUCAACCCUAUCACGACAUUGACACACAAGCAAAGAUAGUUCUUGCCUGUUCUGCCAUCCACAACUUCUUAAGGAUUGAUGACGUAGAAGAUGUUUGUGAGGAGGACGACUUAGAUAGUAGUGAUGAUGAGGUUAACCCUACGCAUGUUGAUGUACCUGAAGAUGAAACUCCAAAUGCUCACAUUUCUUUCACAAAUCAGGAAGUGUGGUCUAAUAAGAGGAAUGCGAUUGCUGAUUUAAUGUGGGCUGAUUAUCUUCCCAAUCAAAAUGCGGGAAUUGAUUUUGAUUGA
Molecule: messenger RNA, 513 nt
Organism: Olea europaea var. sylvestris
Lineage: Eukaryota; Viridiplantae; Streptophyta; Magnoliopsida; Lamiales; Oleaceae
Exons: 1
Coding region: 1-513 (170 amino acids)
Source: RefSeq, a predicted model, not a curated record